CUUUUUGGAGGCGCUCUCACCUUUCGUUGCCUUCUGCCCUCGAUAAAUCCCCCCACCGUCCUGUACCUUUCCACGUACUCGCUCUUCCAUCUGGAUAGAAGUGCCCAGAAGAAGCAAUGGAGGUGGUGUUGGAUUGGAAGUCGAUAGGGUCGCUUCUGGCGACGCUGGUGUUCUUACGUUCGGCGUUGCGGGAUUUCCUCCCUCCGGAGCUUUGCUUCUUUCUCCAAUUCCUCUUCCGCCGGCUGGUGGCGGCGGUACAUCCCACGGAGACCAUCAUCAUCGACGAGUACGACGGUUCGUCCCCCAACGAGCUCUACGAAGCGGCCCAGUCGUACCUGAGCUCCCGCUGUCUGGCCGCCGCCCCCGUGGUCCGCCUCUCGAAGGCCCGCCACGCCCCCCACCCGAUCGCCUCCCUCCCAUCCUCCCACACCGCCGUCGACUCCUUCCAGGGCGCUCCCCUCCGCUGGACAUCCCGCGCCGUGGAGCGCUCUUCCGCCACCUCCAACGCCUUCUUACUCUACGGCCAUCACCGCUCCUCCUCUGCCGAGCACCGCUCCCUCGAGCUCUCCUUCAACCGCCGCCACCGCCACACCGUGCACUCCAUCUACAUCCCCCACAUCCUCGACGAGGCCGCGCGCCUCCGCCUUAAAGCACGCGAGCGCCGCCUCUACACCAACCGCGCCGCCCCAGGUGACGACCUCCAUCGCCUCUGGUCCUCCGUCCCCUUCUCCCACCCUUCCACCUUCGACACCCUCGCCCUUGACCCGGCCCUCAAGGACGAUCUCCGCUCCGACCUCCUCCGCUUCGCCGCCCGCCGCGACCACUACGCCCGCGUCGGUCGCACCUGGAAGCGCGGCUAUCUCCUCCACGGACCCCCAGGCACCGGCAAGACCAGCCUAGUGGCAGCCAUUGCCAACCUCCUCGAGUUCGACGUCUACGACCUCGAGCUCACUGCCGUCCCCUCCAACUCCCACCUCCGCCGCCUCCUCGUCUCCACCACCCCCAAGUCCGUCGUCGUCGUCGAGGACAUCGACUGCUCCCUCGACCUCUCCGACCGCAAGAAGAAAAAGACCAAGCCCGGCAACCUGGCGGCGGCGGCGGCGGCGGCGGGGCAUCCUCACGGCGUCACCGCGUAUGGCGGAGGGACGGUGAGCCUUUCGGGAGUCCUGAACUUCGUGGACGGGCUGUGGUCAUCGUGCGUGGGGGAGCGGCUGAUGAUCUUCACGACGAACCACCCGGAGCGGCUUGACCCGGCCCUCCUCCGGCCUGGCCGGAUGGACCAGUCCAUCCACCUCUCCUACUGCGGACCGUCGGCGUUCCGGGUGCUGGCGAGGAACUAUCUUGAUGUGGCGGACGGGCACCAGCUGAUGCCGGAGGUAGAUGCGCUCCUCCAGGAGGUCAAGAUAACGCCGGCGGACGUCGCUGAGGUCUUCAUGGGCUGCGACGGCGACGGCGACGACGCCGCGAUGGGGAAGGUGGUGGAGGAGAUGCGGCGGAGGUUGGCCGCGAUGCCGUCGCCGCCACCGCUCGAUGGUGGCGGCUCCGGCGGGGAGGAGAAGAAGGCGAGGAGUAAGAAGGGCGAGUUAUUGGUGUGAGGCUUUCAUACACAGAGAAAUCGUGUAGAAUUCUUGGUAACGGAUAAGACUAUAAGGAUGACGGAAAGUGGGACCGGGAAAUUAGGACAUGGCUUGUAUUAUAUUAAUGGGAAAGAACUGGGAAUGGAGAGAGGUAGGGACAAGGUUGCCACGUGGGCAUGGGAGCGGUUUGGACUUGUGCAAAGCUGCUUUUUGAUCACAGUUGGCAUUUUUAUAUCAUUAAAAUAAGCUAUAAAAAGAGCUCAGGUUUGAUGGCCUCCA
Elaeis guineensis (African oil palm) is the source of this 1856-nucleotide messenger RNA. Its product is annotated as AAA-ATPase At3g50940. Gene Ontology annotation, molecular function: ATP hydrolysis activity; ATP binding. Lineage: Eukaryota; Viridiplantae; Streptophyta; Magnoliopsida; Arecales; Arecaceae. The record is from RefSeq and is a predicted model, not a curated record.